Molecule: messenger RNA, 3996 nt
Organism: Apis mellifera (honey bee)
Lineage: Eukaryota; Metazoa; Arthropoda; Insecta; Hymenoptera; Apidae
Exons: 2
Coding region: 82-3996 (1304 amino acids)
Source: RefSeq, a predicted model, not a curated record
UCUCGAGUGCGGAUCAUUUCGAGCCAAGAAGCUGUUAAACGCGAUUCAACCGAGAGAUCACGAGUUACAUUCGUGAUCAUCAUGCAUCGUUCGAUUUUUACGUAUUCCUUGCUUCUUACUCUCGUUUCGUCAACGUGUUCGAAAACCAUCGACAUCGAGGAAACGAGCAACUCUAUCACCGACAGAACUAUCUUCUCGAGUCCUCCCUCGAUCGAUCAGAUCAACGAUGAGUCGGAAAGUUUGGAGUAUGAUUCGAAACUCGAUACGAAAAGAAGCUUAGUAAUUUUUGUGCCGACGAGGGAAAAGGAGGAAGGAGAAAAUGAAGAAUGCAAAGGGCAAAAAACGAAACGAUGCAAGACAUUGUUUCACGGGGAAAGAGUUGGCGCACCGAUUCCCAGGGGAGCCCUUCGAACCACGUUGAAGAGCAUAGGAGACCCUUGUAAUAAUGAAAGACCUCGUGAAUAUUUCGUUGGUCGGAAGCCGAGCAUGCAUCUACUUUCUUUGAAAAAACCAAUGACCAUAGAGGAAGCGAAAAAUGCAACUUUUCGUGACGAGGCUCUGUUCGACUCCCUUCGAAAACAGUUGCUUCGUUACAAUUUCAACGUCGAAGCUACUCACAAAACGGAACCAAGGAUAAACGUGUAUGACGAUGAUAAUUUCGUUUGUUACUGCAGGGAAAAAAAUAAUCCUUCUUCCAGGAAAGACGCGAAUCGCGAUAUUAUCUCGAAAUUACGAGCAUUGGCGAGGAAGGGAAAUAAAUGGGGGGGGAAACCCGAACGGAAAGAUGCACUCGUCGGCAAGAAGCAAGAUCCCCGGACGAAAAUUCCAUCUAACAGAUUUCCUCAAACCUAUUACCUUCCUAACGAAAUGAACCCGGUCCAGAGUCCAACGUCCAACAGAUUUCCCCAUAUCUAUUAUCUCCCCAACAACGCGGAUCCGAUGAUUCCUAGAAAACAAGGAGCGAUACUUUAUGCACCGACCAUUCAACGCGUAGAUCCUCCACUUUUAGUGCCAAAGAACACGGUUGAGCAAGCAACUCUACCGAGAAAUGAUAUUCCAUUUGAUCCAAUUGGACUCGAUUCGGUGGUUGGUCAACGAGCGCCGAUCGAUCGACAACACGAUUUAAAUAAAAAUCGACAAACUGUUGAGCAGACGGAUGAUCCUUCGGGCAUGGCUGACAAUAGUCCGUCUCGAUCUCAAAAUAUAAUUCCUGCGAGCACGAACGAGGAUGGAACAUGGAAAAACGAUGAAGAGACGAAUGAUUCCAAUUACAAUUUGCAGUCUGUGCCGUCCGAAUCUUUUGAUAAAAAUUAUUUGCCACCGCCUGGAAUUGUUGGAUCUCCCUCCGUUGUCCCUGCGCACGGAUAUAUUAAUCCUAAUUCGAACGAUGGAUCAUCCACGGGUUUAGGAAACGAGUAUGGGAAUGAAUACGAAAUAACGGGGAGUGGAACGUUGGAUUAUUCCGAAGUCAAGGAGAUUACGGCCGCGUCCAGAGCUUAUUCCAACGAAUCAGAGAAUGAUGGAUCGACCGAUAAUUACGAUAAUUUACUUAUAAACACUGGUUCUAUGAAUGACGAUACAAAAUAUGACUAUAAUCUUAACUCUCGAUCAAAUAAUCCUGUGGAGAAGGCAUUAGGAUCUGAAAACGUAGAUAUGAUAGUGGAUGGACAUGAUUCAAAAUAUUCUGAUCGAGGAGAUGAAGAAGAGGAAGGUAUAGUAGGGGAAAAUAAUCCAGAUUGGAAUUCGAAUCAGGAUUCAGAGGAUCGAAUGGAAAAUCAACAGCGAAAAAAUUUGGAUUACGAGAUACCUUCCUCCGUGGGGGAAGAAAUAAUUCCUGAAAACACGAUGUCCCUGGACGAAGCUGGAACCGUAAAGCUCAAUGAUAAAGAGAAGAAACAGAGCGAAGGAAGAGAUCCGGACGACGUUCCUUCGCGAAACGAGAAUGACCCUUCUCCCUUCGAGUCAACGUUGAAAUCAGUGAAAACCGAUGGAUUUUCAAAGGGUCCGUCCGACGAAGCGUUACCAUUCUGCGACAACACGAUGCUGCAUAAAUCGAUAAAAACUGUAAUUAAUAACUUUGCCUCCGAUGACUCGUCUGAAAUGGAUGGCAACGAGGAAACGGUGGGUUCCGCGAAGGGGGAAGAUUUAGUACCGGAAAUUGUCCAAGUUCCAAACUUGAAGAGUAUUUUGUCCAUGCCGCCAAUAGAGCAUACCAUUCUGGAUGAAAUAAAGAAUCUGUUAUCGAAAAUGACUGGGAUGGAUAGAAAGAAAUUCGACAGCGAGUGGGCAACUAAUGUGAUUAGGAAUAAUUUACGGAACACGAUAUCUGCCGCGCCCAGUUCAAAAACAGAACUUCCUCCAUUGGCCGUGGAGGAGCAUCAAUUCAAGAAUGGCAAAUGGGUGACGAAUAUGAUUACAUUGGCUCCCUCGAACGAGAAAACCGACGAUGAUUCGACGGAUAUGAAAAGGUUGCAAGCCAGUGUUAAAAGUUUACUGCGUGAUCCGGUAAUUGGGUUGCAAGCAGGUAAGAAUCCCGCCGUUCAAAACAUAAUUGUUCAAAGCAUAAAGAAUACCUUGAAGCCAGAAGAUCCGGUCAAUGAUGUUUUUAACGAUUCGAUCAUACGAAGCUCUUUGAACGAUGAAUUGAAUAUGAUGGAAAUGGAAAACGAGGAAAUUUCGACCACGGAAAAUACGUUUGAAUCUACUGCUUUCAAUUUAUCGAAUAUCGAUAUGAAAAAAUUGUUGGAGAUUGCCAAAAAUGAAGCAGAUCCAAAUAAUGAUGAAAAGGAAAAUGAAUCUGCAUUAGAACCGUCUGCGUAUGAAAAGGAUAAAAAUAUAUCGGAUCGAAGAAACGAUGUUUCGUCGACUGUGAAAUCUUUGGAUAAUGGUAUAAUAGGAGCGAAAAGAAAUUUUAAAUCCACGGAAGACACUACGUUAGCUACCAAAGCUUAUUCGAACGAAGAGACAAUUCGGGAUAAUGUAGAAUUUUCAGAAUUACCAAUGACUGAAAUUUGGCCAGAUAAUGAUGCUUCCUCGGAAAUUGAAGACAAAUCUUCAACUAAAAGAAUUGAAGAUCACAAUGUGGGAUACAGUUCUCCAAGAAUGAAUCCAACAGAAAAUGUCGAUAUUGCGAAUAGAUACGAAGACGAGAGUAUAGAAAAAUCGAUGGAAAACGAAAAUUCGGAUACGAUUCCUGCACAAGAUUUUACUUAUUUGGGAAAAAUCACUGUGAAAAACGAAGGUAAUAAGGAUGAUGUUCAGAGUCUUGGAAAUUCUGAGCUGUUUUAUAUCGGUGAUGGUGUAAAAUUACCGUUGGAAAUAAAAAAAUUAAACGACGGUUCCUACGCCUUAUCGAUUUCCAGAAAGGUCUGCGAACAGUUAUUAAACAAGGAAUGUCCUUGUUGCGUACCCACAAAAGGUAACGUUGUUCGCGCCGUAAAAAGAAAUUCAAGCGCGAUAAAUACUGAUAGAACAAUUAAAGCGAAGGAAAGAAUAAAAAUUUCUAAACGCGAAUCGAUGAAAUCAAUUUUGUCAAACGAGAAAUAUGAUUUAAUUGACGACAGUUUGCAAAUUUUCUCGAUGCCUGUAGAAGCUUUCGCGAAGAGAUAUAAUUUAUCUCUAAACUUGGAGAAAGUGCAAACUCCGUGGAAUUUCGACGCGAAGGAAAAGAUUGAUGAGCAAUUGAGAGAUCGACUGAAAAAUUUUAAAAAUAAAGAAGAAAAGAACGCUGAUGCUGAUUUUCAUAAAUUACUUACUAUUAAAAUUUCAGAAAAUAAUAAACCGGAAACAACUAUUAUAAAAGAGGAGAGGAUAAACAAUCAUCCAGACGAGAAAAAUGAUGUAACAAGUUAUAAAUAUCAUAUAGAAAAUCGAAGAAAUCUUGAAAAGUAUCGACAUCAACGAAAUAUCGAAAAAAACACAAACAAGAGAAUGGAAAUAGCAACAAAAGUAUUGAACUGGUUAAGAGAUUUAAUUCUAACUACAAAUACAAGAUAG